CCGCACCGCAAUCCCGUUAGCGUAAUUAACGUUACGUACCUACUCACUAGUUCAUUUGUAGCUUACUAUAUAAUUUUAAAAUAAAAAUUAUUCAUAAUGAAAAGUGCCUGGUUCCCGUAGUAGAGAUCCGGGCGGCAGUAGACGAUAAGUACGUGCGCGAAACGAACCGAAACGUGCGCUCAUUCGAGUCGCCGACAAUGCACGAGUGUCCGUUUUUAAAAGCACUCCAGAGCACUCAUUAGUCGGUGCACCGUAACUCCGAUGCGGUUGGAAGAAACGCAACGCGUAUGCAAUACGGGGCAUUAGAAAGUGUAAUGUAUAGUGUGGUGCGAUGCUGUCGGUGAGCAAGCCGACGUCGUUAGUUGAACAGAAGAAGCAACAGUGGGCGCGGGAGAGAGAGGAGAUGUCUCAUCUUUACCUACCAUGGAAUACCGGGGAACGCUAUACAAAUCGUUUGCAAGUGCGCAACCAAUUCGCCAGCACUCUCGAACUGCACAAACAAUCAUCUUACGACUAUCAGGAACCAAAUCAACGCCAAAGAAGUCCAAGUUUACCGCCGAUACAUCAUAUAGAAGGAGAAAGACCGGUUAUAAAAGAAGAUAGAAGGUCUAAUGUCGUGAAUCGCAAUAUUCCAAGUGCCAAGAGAUUCGCAUUUUACGAUGAAGAUUGCGAGGGAGACACAUCUGGUUAUGGCAGCGAGACCCUCAACAAUAUGAACCGCAAUCGCAAAGAUUAUGUGCAAGAUGAAAAUCGGAACGUUAUUGCUGCAUGGCACCAAGAGACUACUGAUAACAGGUUGACGACGACUGAAAUUCCCACAUCAGGCCGAAGCCCGCGCGCAGCCGAAGAGGGCCGUCUAAGAUGGGGUGAUCGCGGAGUUGCCACUGGGCGACUGUGGGAACCCACAGCACCCAAUGCUAGAUUACCCCAGAUGCCGAAUCAAAGAAAAGGUACUCCCUCUUGGGUAGAGCGGGGUUUAAACAUGAUUGAAAAUUCUUCAGAACUUCUAGUCAUAGACCAAAGAAGCUCGAGUAAUAGUACUGGACUCGACUGCGACAGGAUGUCAUGUAAUGGCUGUGAUGAAGGAAGAACAUUUCUUAGAGGACAAAAUGUUCCUUUAGAGCCAGAAAUUAAAGCCCAACGCGAAAGCAAACGUAUAAAAGCACUUGAAUUGCAGUCAGCAAUAUUGAAUCAACUAGAAGACAGAGAAAAACGUCGCCUCGAAGAAAGGGAAAGGAAACUGAAAGAAGAGAGAUUAGAAGAAUUAAGGAUACAACGACAACAAGAAGAAGACAGGCUGAGAUUGGAAGCAGAGAAAAGACGGCAUGAAGAAAAACAACUUCUAGAACAGAGAAAGCUAGAAACAUUAAAGAAAGCGCUCGAAGACGCGGAGAGAAAGGCUAAACAAGACAAAGAGAAAAGGUUUACUUGUUUGAAAAAAUCGUUGAAAGCAAAUGUAGAUGAAGAUGCGAAAGAAAACAUAGAGGAAAAUAUACCAGCUGAAGUCGUACGAAAUAUUGAUCCUGCAAGUCCUACUAAGACAAACAGAACAUAUGAUGUUCAUUCUGCGAAAAGCAUAAAAGAAAGUUCAUCUCACCAAACAACUGAAUUUAAUUCACCAAGAUCUAUGGGAACAGGGAAUUUAAAUUUAUUUAUUCACAGUAUUCCUCCUUUAGCCAUUGCUGAGCGGCAAUUUAAUCUUGUACCCAUUGGAAUUAAUAGCAACGGCGAAAUAAUCAACGGGCACACUAACGGAAUUCAGUUAGCGGUUAUAGUUCCUCAAAAUGCACUUGGAAAUUUAUACGGUGUAUCAUUAAACAAUGGCAACGAUUCACAAGACAUGCGUAAAGUUGUAACACCCACUAACUCAUAUCGUACUGUUAAAAUGAUAGAUGUAGCCACACAAACCGAUAUAAGUAUUUUUAAACGAACUACAGAUAAAAUAGUAGAGACAGAAGACAUUGAGAGUAAUGUUGAAAAAGAUUAUUCAAAUAUUGAUGAAAAUGCGCCACAAGAUAGUCAACACAGCACCCUAAAAAAAGAUAGACGUUUCCGAUCUGAAGAAAGAUAUAAAAAAGACUUGGAAAAUCGUCCUAAAUGGGGCGUUAACCGUCCCGCUGCUCAGUACAAAAAACAGAGUGAAAAAGAUCCAUUUUACAGUCAAAAAAGAAAAAUGCGACAAAAAUAUAGACCGCAAGCGAGACAAUAUUUAUCACAAUCUAGUGAGGAUAGUCGUUCUCCCAGCCCACUAACUCGUUCUGAAAAAUUUACAGAAACCGGAAUGAAACAUCGCAAUUCAUUAAGUCAGUCGUAUUGGAGAAGCAAAAGAUCUAGUCAAGAUGUAUCCAAAAGUAAUACUGUGCCGGAAUCUAUCAGUAAUAUACAGGCUGAAUUUAACCACAUAGGACAAAUAACAACUACUGAAUUAACAGAAAACAAAAAGUCUCCAAAGAUGUCUCCAACAAAAAGAAUAACUUUAUCACAAAAAUUUAUUAAUGACAAAUACGGCAAUAGAAAAUUAUGGAUAGAAGAUAUUAACGAAAGAAAUGCCAAAUCAAACAUGUUUGAUACAGAAAACCGAAAAAAAAUAAUUGACCAACUUAACAUUGCCAAAAGAGAUUACAUAGAAAAACACGAGGAUCAAGAAAACUUUGCCAUAAAAACAAAGUUUUAAGCCAAUAAAGAAUGUAGUUCUAACAAGUUUUAUAGCUAGUCGUGCAAUACACUUAGAGUAUGAAAUUAGGUUACUUUCGAGAUUGUUAUCGAUUCAACCGUUUCUAAGAAAUAGGGCAACGUAAUGUUGGAUCGAUAGCAUUGAGUUAGUUGACUUCACGUGUGUUUCCUUAUAUACGUUAUGUCUAAAUUAAUUGAUGAUUUAUUUGAUAAAAAGAAAGAUGAGGCUCCUAUGUUGGAUUUAUCCAAAACAGUGAUAAAUACCGCGGAGGAGUACAGAGCAGUUCUAGAUAAAGUGCCAGACUUCAAAACUCGACCAGAAAAGGUAAACGCAACUUAAAUGUUUGAUUGACAUUACGCACUAGUGGUCUUUUACUUCCGAAUUCAUUAGGUACGAAGCGAAGACAUAAAAAUAAAGGACAAAAAAGAAGAUCAGAAAACUAGAACUCCUCGUAAAGAAGUUAAAGCUUAUGAAAAAUUAGGAACGCGGGGAUAUGAAGAGAAACAUUUCACGUACAUGGAUCCAAUCCCUGCGGAAAUGAGAGGUUUGAAAUUCGAAGAGUUGUGCGCUGUACCCAUAGAGUGGCGUAUGCUGACGUCCAUCAGACCAAAGUCUAAAUUAGACGAAGAAUAUUUUAACAGGUUAGUUGAACUGAGAAAAUCUGAAUUGAAAACCAAAGCGCGUGACAAAAGGGAAUAUGCUAAAAAUAAUAUGAUAAGGAAAACAAAAAAUCGCUCAGGAGUUACUGAAACUAGAAUUGUGU
Messenger RNA from Manduca sexta (tobacco hornworm), 3437 nucleotides. Its product is annotated as myb-like protein X. The record is from RefSeq and is a predicted model, not a curated record. Gene Ontology annotation, molecular function: microtubule binding. Gene Ontology annotation, cellular component: cilium; microtubule. NCBI's taxonomy places the organism in Eukaryota, Metazoa, Arthropoda, Insecta, Lepidoptera, Sphingidae. Gene Ontology annotation, biological process: cilium assembly.